AUGGCCAAACCAGACUCUGUCCACGACGAAUGCCCAUCGUUGGCAAAGGAGGGCCAGGUGAUCGAGACUGAUCCCCCACAUGUGCCCUUGACGGAGGAGGACAGCAAACGGAUCUGCCGCAAGACCGAUCGGACCAUUCUGGUGAUAUUGAUCUGGGUUUACUUUCUGCAAAUUCUAGACAAGACGGUUCUUGGCUAUGGCGCGACAUUCGGUCUGCAGACCGAUACCCACUUGACCGGAAACCAAUACUCUUUGAUCGGAUCCAUUGCUCCAAUCGCCCAACUGGCCUGGCAGCCGUUCUCGUCAUACCUGAUCGUGAAGGUGCCGCAUAAGGUUCUGAUGCCUGCGCUGUGCUUGGGAUGGGGCAUCGCUCAGUCGUGUCUGGCGGCUUGCCAUAAUUUCCAGGAGUUGAUGGCGGCGCGUUUCUUCCUGGGCCUGUUCGAAGCCGGGUGUCUGCCCCUGUUUGGAGUCAUCACGAGUCAAUGGUACCGUCGUGCAGAGCAGCCGUUGCGCAUCGCCGCGUGGUAUGGUACCAAUGGACUGGCAACUAUUGUGGCGGCUGCACUGUCCUACGGCCUUGCACAUAUCAAGUCGGAUCUCUUACAAUCAUGGCAAAUCAUUUUCCUAUUUGUCGGCCUGGUGACUAUCGUCUCAGCCCCAAUUGUGUACUGGCGAAUGGACAACGAUAUAUCCACCGCUCGCUUCUUAACGGAGGAAGAAAAACUGCAGGGCAUGGAGCGACUCCGGGCCAAUCAAACAGGAACGGGAAAUACAGAGUUCAAAUUCAGCCAUGUGCUGGAGGCCGCACUGGAGCCAAAGACCUACUUGUGGAUCGGGAUGGCGAUGCUCCUCAACAUCGGCGCUAGCGUAACUAACACUUUCGGCCCAUUGAUUCUUGGUGGCCUGGGCUAUGAUAAGUACACCACUAGUCUGCUGACCAUGCCCUUUGGCGCGUUGCAAUCUAUCAUGAUUAUGCUCGCUAGCUAUCUUGCCCAUACUGCGCGCGUCAAGGGUGUUAUCUUGUCGGCGUUCAUGCUCCCGGUAGUGGCUGGAUUGGCUGUUCUCUACGCUGUCCCUCGAAACGAUUCCGCGAAUGGUGCGCUCCUUGCCGGAUACUAUCUUCUAGCUUUCCUCUUUGGUGGAAACCCGCUCGUUGUGACCUGGAUUGUCGGCAACACAGCCGGAAGUACCAAGAAGUCGGUCGCGAUGAGUUUAUUCAACGCCGCUUCCUCUGCCGGUAACAUCGUGGGCCCGUUGCUCUUCAGCGCAAAGGAUGCGCCAGAUUACCAUCCCGGUCUUCGUGCCUGUCUCGGCAUAUUUAGCGCAAUGGUUGCCAUUGUACUCGUCCAAUGGGCCAACCUAUGGUUCCUCAACAAGCAGCAAGCCCGCCGCCGCGUGCGCAAUGGGAAGUCUGCCCAGAUCGUUGAUCACUCGAUGCAGAGUAACUUCCAUGGCAUCGAAGAAACCGGCGAGGAGGCUGAAACGGGACACCAAGUCACUCAUGCGGGUGCACAUGUGGCUGAGGAUCUCACAGAUCGGGAGAAUGAUGAAUUUGUAUAUAUCUACUGA
Molecule: messenger RNA, 1569 nt
Organism: Penicillium waksmanii
Lineage: Eukaryota; Fungi; Ascomycota; Eurotiomycetes; Eurotiales; Aspergillaceae
Exons: 2
Coding region: 1-1569 (522 amino acids)
Biological process (GO): transmembrane transport
Cellular component (GO): membrane
Molecular function (GO): transmembrane transporter activity
Source: RefSeq, a predicted model, not a curated record